Messenger RNA from Dipodomys ordii (Ord's kangaroo rat), 737 nucleotides. It is a transcript of the gene Pmch, whose product is annotated as pro-melanin-concentrating hormone. Gene Ontology annotation, biological process: behavior; chemical synaptic transmission. The coding region runs from base 61 to 558 and encodes 165 amino acids. Gene Ontology annotation, molecular function: melanin-concentrating hormone activity; type 1 melanin-concentrating hormone receptor binding. Lineage: Eukaryota; Metazoa; Chordata; Mammalia; Rodentia; Heteromyidae. The record is from RefSeq and is a predicted model, not a curated record. The transcript is spliced from 3 exons.
GACUGUGAAAUUUUUCAUUUCACACAUCCUGUUUUACUUUAUGCAAACAUUAUACUGAGAAUGGCAAAAAUGAGUCUCUCUUCCUAUGUAUUAAUACUAAUUUUUUCUUUGUUUUCUCAAGGUAUCUUACUUUCAGACUCCAAGUCCAUACGAAAUUUAGAAGAUGACAUGGUACUUAAUACAUUUAGGAUGGGAAAAGCCUUUCAGAAGGAAGAUACUGCAGAAAGAUCAGUUGCUGCUCCUUCUCUGGAACAAUACAAAAAUGAUGAGAGUAGUUUCAUGAACGAUGAGGAAAACAAAAAUUCAAAGAACAUAGGCUCCAAACAUAAUUUCGUAAAUCAUGGUCUGCCGCUCAAUCUGGCUAUAAAGCCUUAUCUUGCACUAAAAGGAUCUGUAGCUUUUCCAGCUGAAAAUGGAGUGCAGAAUACUGAAUCCACACAAGAAAAGAGAGAAAUUGGAGAUGAAGAAAACUCAGCUAAGUUUCCUAUAGGAAGGAGAGAUUUUGACAUGCUCAGGUGUAUGCUGGGAAGAGUCUACCGACCUUGUUGGCAAGUCUGAUACCUGUUAGUCUACACUUGUCUAUUCGGGAGGGAAAAAUCAUUUGUCAAUGAGAAAAAACCCUUGACAUUACUGUAACUUGUAUAUUGCUUUAAAUGGUUGUAAGAAAAUAGUAUUAACAUAGAUGAGUAUUCUAAAUGAUAUGCUUUCUCUGUGCAUUAAACUUUGUGAAAAUCCUG